AUGACCCAGCCUAUCACUAGAAGACAACCUGACGACCCAGAGACAAAUCCGAACUCACUCCAUGACUUCCACCAGGCAAAGCGCGGAGCCAAAAACGUUCCUCCCAACGUGAUGGCUCUACCUGGCGAAAAUGUAAGCAUACCAAAAGACCCAGGCCACCCCUAUGCCCAAACCAAGCACAUCAAGUUCGAUUUUUACGACCAGAGGACUUCAAACGCCGCCUUUGGGUAUGAACAUUUCGUGUCCUUACCACCAAAGUACGAUGAAGACACAAGCCAACAAUGGCCCUUGAUCCUGUUCCUUCAUGGCGCCGGCGAGUCCCAACGCGGUGUCGGACGUGAUGGUGUCAGACGCAAUGAUUCGUUCUUGUCAAUCCGGCACGGUAUCCCCAAAGUGAUAUUGUGCUACGACAAGCUCAAGUCAAACGAGACGCCGGCGAUCAACAUCGAUUUGCCGAUUUUUGUCAAACGGAGCAAGCAAGCGAAACAGGCCGACAAAUCUGUUGAGCCGGUACCGCCAGAAGUAUGCACGCUGUUGGCCGAGAACUUCAUCACGGUGACUCCAUCGUUAAACAUGGAAUGGGGUUACGGGUGGAAUGCAUCGGUCUUGUCAGCCUUGCUUGACGAGAUUGUUGAGCGAUAUCGUGUUGACUUGGACCGUAUCCAUGUCACGGGUUUGGUUUCAGCAUGGGUGGGAGAUCAUCUGAGAGUGAGCCAUAUCAAGCAUAUACCGCAGUGGAUCCAUCACGGUGAUCUUGACGAUAUCAUACCCGUGCAAGCGUCGCAGAAGAUGGCUAGGGCGCUUGAGCACGCGGACGCUCCCGAGGUCAAAUUCUCGAGAUAUCCGGAGCUCAGGCAUGACAGCUGGACCGAAGCUUACAAUAACCCUGAAGUGUACCGGUGGAUGUUGCAGCACAAGAGGACCGUCACGGGCGAUGAAGAAGCUGUGCCGGCUGAGAAUAAGGUCGUACUCUCUGGGGAGCUGUGA
Exophiala viscosa is the source of this 987-nucleotide messenger RNA. RefSeq lists its product as uncharacterized. Bases 1 to 987 code for a protein of 328 amino acids. The transcript is spliced from 3 exons. The record is from RefSeq and is a predicted model, not a curated record. Lineage: Eukaryota; Fungi; Ascomycota; Eurotiomycetes; Chaetothyriales; Herpotrichiellaceae.